Molecule: messenger RNA, 1296 nt
Organism: Guyanagaster necrorhizus
Lineage: Eukaryota; Fungi; Basidiomycota; Agaricomycetes; Agaricales; Physalacriaceae
Product: single hybrid motif-containing protein
Exons: 5
Coding region: 68-964 (298 amino acids)
Biological process (GO): pyruvate decarboxylation to acetyl-CoA
Cellular component (GO): pyruvate dehydrogenase complex
Molecular function (GO): dihydrolipoyllysine-residue acetyltransferase activity
Source: RefSeq, a predicted model, not a curated record
CCCAGACUUUCACGUCACGAUCAAUCCAAACUCGUCCCCAUUCUUUUGCUCUUGCUUGCUAGCCAUCAUGAGAGGUGGUCGACAAUUCCACUCUGCAUCGAGGACCCUCUAUCGCUGUUCUCAGCAGUCUCGACGACUUAUUCAUUCAACGCCUAGUCGACAUGAAAUCAGCACCCUCCAAAUGCCUGCAAUGUCCCCAACAAUGACCGAAGGCGGAAUUGCCUCUUGGAAAAAGCAGCCGGGAGAAGCGUUUAUAGCCGGCGAUGUUCUUCUUGAAAUCGAAACGGACAAGGCUACUAUCGACGUGGAAGCCGUGACCGAUGGGCUGAUGGCAAAAAUUUUGCUACCGGAUGGAACGAAAAAUAUACCAAUUGGAAAGGUCAUAGCCAUGUUAGCAGAAGAGGGUGAUGAUAUUUCUAAUGUACAAGCUCCCAAGGAAGCAGAGGCAUCACCGACCUCCUCGCUGCCCAAGCAAGAAGCCGCUCCUUCAACCCCACAUCCAGCUCCGACCCCAGUAGCACACUCGUCGUCACCGCCAACCCAUCCGCGUACCCUGUUCCCAUCCGUCUACCGCUUAUUGCAGGAAAAUAACAUUACCAAUGCUGAGCAGAUCAAGGGUACUGGUGUGCGCGGCAUGUUGACCAAAGGCGAUGUUCUUGCAUUUUUGGGAAAAGCUUCUGGUCCUCUCGGCACCUACAAGGAGUCUACACCUACUCAGUCCCCCAUGCCCAUUCCUAAGAAGGACGAGCCAAAACCUAUAGACGCAGCCGCACUCCGACAGCUCAUCGUUUCAACAAUGCUUCGGAAUUCAGUCAAUCCGUUUACCGCCCCGGGGCCACCCCCAGAUUUCGACUCAGUUAUUGGGGACUAUCUUUCAUCACCUCCUGCUGCCCCCAAACCGGAAACGAAAUCCCCCGCUGCGUCUUCCAAGUCAACCGCAGCUUACUUUGACGGUCUCAUUUAGACGCCGAAGGGUAUUAUGUAUUUUAUUGAGCGACAAUAUAGAUCAGCUCGUCGUGGAGAUCAAACUUCAUUACACUGGAUCCGGGUUAUACGGAGGCAUGGUUUGGACUCUACCUUUCACCGGCCAUUGUUCUGUCAUGGUGUGAGCCUCCCAUAUUCUUCCCCCCCGAGCGACGUACAUCAGCUCUUUCGUGCCGUGUAUGGGACCGUCGAGCAGAUCAAAAUCCGGAGGGUAUAUAAGAAAGUCCGCUAACUUUCCUAUAGACAACGAGCCAACUGAGCCAAAAAGCCCAAAUGUGAUGGCAGCCGACGAUGUUGCUGCCUGGAGAACCU